Molecule: messenger RNA, 4309 nt
Organism: Gymnogyps californianus (California condor)
Lineage: Eukaryota; Metazoa; Chordata; Aves; Accipitriformes; Cathartidae
Gene: CSPP1
Product: centrosome and spindle pole associated protein 1
Exons: 30
Coding region: 67-3711 (1214 amino acids)
Biological process (GO): positive regulation of cytokinesis
Cellular component (GO): microtubule; spindle pole; centrosome
Source: RefSeq, a predicted model, not a curated record
AGGAAGUCUGGGUGAAACUUUGAAAGAUAUUUCUUAAUGAAACACUUACGUGAUCAUAUAAUCUAAAUGAUGGCGGAUGAUUUAGACAAAUUUAUUGAAGAUCAGAAGGCCAAGUUGGCACAAGAUAAGGCAGAACUUGAAAAUGAUCCACCUUACAUGGAAAUGAGGAAUAAGGAAUCAGAGAAGCUUUCUGAGACUAGCAAAAUGUUAAUCUCCAUGGCUAAAGAAAAUAUACCUCCAAAUAGUCAACAGAACUAUCCUUUAGGUGACUAUGGCUUGAGUUUACCUCUUGGAGAAGAAUAUGAACGAAAAAAACAUAAACUCAAAGAGGAACUUCGACAAGAUUAUAGGCGAUAUCUUUCUCAGAAAAAUUAUCUGACUACUGGUGAAGUAGAUCCAUAUACUCAGGGAUUAUCUCUUCCUAUUGAUGAGCGAAGAUCUGCCAAGGAGAAACUACGGCUUGAAAGAAACAAGGAGUACAAUCAAUAUCUCAGGGACAAAGAAGAAUGGAAUGAAAGGCUAAGGAAAUUAGGGAAGAAAAACACAGAGAAUGAGAUGGACAGGAAUAAAAAACCUAUUGCUGUUACCAGGCUCCAGCCAGAACUACAUACAGAAGUACAGCCCUGUAAUACAGGUGCAGAACCUCCCAAGAAGGAUGCCUUUACUUCUACAGAAGGUUAUGAAGAGCUGCUAAAUAAGAGGUGGCUGGAGGAAGACAGGUAUCAUAGGUUAGAGGAUGAGGUUGAAUUAAGAAGUCGACUAUUAAAUAAAAGACUUGAUGAAGAUUUGGAUGUUCCCAAUCGAAGACAUCGUGAAUUUGCUAGCCAGUCUGUAAUUAGGAAGCAUCACAGACUUGAUGAGGAUCGUGAUUUUGGUAAAAGAUACUACAGAAUGGACUAUGAUCCUGAGAUAAGUGAAGGAAUGGACCCUAGAUUUAGAUGUGAAAGCGCUUAUGACAGAAAAACUCCCCGGGUUUUUUAUGCUGAAAGGCCCUAUCUGGAUGGAAUAGUAAGAGAUCUACCUGCAGAUUAUGAAGACGAAUUAAAGGAGAGAUCACGUAUGCAGCAGAUCUCAAGAACUGGAAAUUCUAGAAAUCAGGUACAAAUUAGUUCUUCAGCUAAUGAACAGGCCAAGUCUGCAGCUGAAAUGCCGUAUGCAACAGGCCUCGUUCUUGGUGGUCAGGACCAAGAACUUCUCCAAAGGAAAAAAGAGAAAUACAGGCAAGAACUAAUAGAACAGAUGGCUGAGCAACAGCGAAAUAAGAGACGUGAGAAGGAACUUCAGCUCUCAGUUGCUGCUUCUGGAGCUCGAGACCCAGAAAAGAAGCCAAAUAGAUUGAAGCAGUUUGGCUUGACAGCAAGAGCUUCUGAAGAGAAAGUACCUCCUGAAAGGCCUAGGGUGGCUUUCCAAACUCCAGUGCCCGUCCCUUCAGCCUCUCCAGUGAAUGAAGACUUUCACAGGGGGCUAGCCAGCACUCUUGGUGAAAUAGCAGCUCCCAGGCUUGCACCGAUGCCACCGCCUCCACCACCAGUUUUGACAGACAACUAUAGAACACCUUAUGAUGAUGCAUAUUACUUUUAUGGGGUUAGGAAUCCUUUGGAUCCCAAUCUUGCAUACUAUGGUACAGGUAUGAUGGGAAUGCAACCCACUUCUAAUCUGGAUCCUCCUUUAGGCCAAGCCCCAGUGGAGCAAUCUGUAAGUAACAUUGGACAGAGGAAUACAGGAGACAGACAAAGAAGCACAGGAGUAUUUUCUGAAGAAAAAACAAAGCCUUCCAAAGAGGCAACAUUAUCUUAUCAACAAGAAUUACAACAGCAGAUAAAAGAGAGAGAGGAACGACGCAGACAAGAGAGAGAGGAGAAGGAACGCUACGAAGCCAAGUUAGAAGCAGAAAUGAGGAAUUACAACCCCUGGGGAAAAGGUGGUGGUGGUGCUCCUCUCAGAGAUGCAAAAGGAAAUCUGAUAACGGACUUGAAUAUGAUGCACAAGCAAAACGAAGAUGCAUAUCAUAAUCCAGAGGCAAGACUAUAUGAAGAUAAAAGGGCUAUUGUAUCUGUUGACCUAAGUUUGGCCUCCCCAAGACCUGAGAACACAGAAGCAUCUACAAAUAAAAUAGCAGGUUUUACAUUUGCACAGGCCUCUCCCUUUGCUCGAGGUAAUGUGUUCGGUGAACCACCAUCUCCACAGCAUCUUAAGCGACAGGAGUCGUACAAGAACUUUCUUCGUCUACAGAUUGAAGAAAAGAGACGUAGGGAAGAAGCAGAGCGAGAAAAACUUAGAAUGGAAGAAGAAAAAGAAGAAAAACGACUAGCUGAACAGAGGAUGAGAAUUCAAAAAGCAUAUGAAGAUGAACAAGAAGAGAAAAGAAAGAAAGAGGAGGAGCGAAGAUUGAAAAAUAAAGAAAUAAGUCGAUUAGAUGAAGAGAGGCAAAAAGAGGCAGAAAAAAGAAGAAAAGAAAAAGAAGAAAAGCAAGAUGAACAACUUAGACAAUAUUUUGAGAAAGAAAAGGUGGAAGAGGAAAAGAAGAUGUUUUCAAGGCAGCCUUCUCCCAUCAUUCCUGCUCAUCAGAACAAAUCAAUAAGGAAAGAAGAAAGGAUUCCCUCUGCUGAGAGCCACAUAUCAUACUAUGCACAAGAUCCUCCACAACCAAGGGUUCCUUCUCCACCUGUCCCUGCUAGAAGAAAUCAGUUGCGUGCAUUUGAGGAAAGAAAGAAUGUGAUAAAUGAAUUAUCAGAGAUGAGGAAACAGCUUCGUAGCGAAGAGAGGCGACUGCAGGAACAGUUGCUAAAUGUGGCCGGUGAUGAUGAUGUACCGAUUACACGGAGAGAGAAGAAUCCAAAGGACAUAUUUGAGAUGGCCAGGCUUCGUCUGCAGGCUCCAGUAAGGCGACCAUCAUCAAAGGAGGCACAAGAUCCUGUCAAUAUACAGAAUAUCUGGGAAUUUAAUGAACUUAAAUACAAAGAUUCUGAAACGCGUGUGGGCUUGAGGCACAUGUAUCCUGAUCCUCCAAAAGAUGACAAGACUCUAGAGAUUCAACAGCAGGCACUGUUGAGGGAGCAGCAGAAGAAACUUGACAGAAUGAGAAUGAGGAGAGAAACGGAAGUUGCAACUGUACAAAUGAACUCAGUUUUGAGUGCAAGAUACAGAUUUCUCAGAAGAUUCAGGAAUGAAUCUAACGAAUUCUUGAAAAAUUCACUGUUGGAAUCAGAUAGCGCUUUUAUCGGUGCUAAUGGGGAAACGUUUCCUGCCUUAGGAGAAGUUAAUUUAUCACCACAGCUUCCACCUUCUGCAAGGGAGAGGAGACGAAUGAAGCAGAAAGCUUUGGAGUGUGCUGAGGAGGUUCCACCGGGCCAGACACUAUUGCUGCAGCCUGACAGCUGCUCUUUGCACUCGAGCUUCAGCCUCGAUGUUGAUCAGUUGAAAGGCAAGAAUGAAGAACGAUUGCACAGACUGACGGAACUCCAGCAGAAAUCUGCUUACUUAGGUGAUAACACUUCCUUAGGAGAAGCGGAUGACCUUUGGAAGCACGCUCCAGCUGACACUGGCAGACGGCCCAGUUCUGUUGACACAGUUGCAACAGAGCCCUGGCUGCGACCGGGGACUUCAGAGACGCUCCAAAGAUUCAUGGCUGAACAGGCCAGCCCAGCAAAGCUUUCACCCGAAAACAGGCUGCCGCUUAGCUGGCAAGGCCUCUCAACCGCGCAUGGCUGACUCCGGCCCCCGUGUGAACCGGCUGUGCCUUGCAGCAGAGGAGGGACCGCUCAGCACUACUGCACUUUCCAGGGUCUCUUGUAGGGAUAGUUCUCUUCCGUGUACAGCGUGUGGAGCCGUACGUAUAAUUUAAAAUAGCAAUAAUAAAGUAACAGAGGCUGCAGCGUAACAGAGAUGUAGAGCAGGGAUGUUUUAUUUUACGUGACGUGGGAAGUGGAGGAAUGGCUUGGCGGGUUUUGCACUUUUUAUACAAGUUAAGUUUCAGCUGCAGAGCUGGACUUACCACAAAAACUGUGUGUGUGUGUGAAUUUGAUAUUAAAUCAAAGUUAUUUUCUAGCUUUGUUUAUAGCCAAACUCCAAAACUGUCUGGAAAUAGAGUAACCCAACAGCAGAGGUGCAUUUUAAGCUUUUACCAAAAGAGUAAAAUAACUUGGAAAAGGGCACUUUGCUUUUCAUACAGUGAUGAGUGCUGUCCUGCAUGAAAGCUCAGCAAACAGUUUCGUGGAAAAAUGACUAUUAGCAAUGUAUCUUAUGUUCCCUAACCUGUUAUGUGCUGGAAAUACAGAUAUUGUUGCAUAUAUUUAAUUUAUGGUUCUGA